Messenger RNA from Austrofundulus limnaeus, 2353 nucleotides. Its product is annotated as max-interacting protein 1. The record is from RefSeq and is a predicted model, not a curated record. Gene Ontology annotation, molecular function: DNA-binding transcription factor activity, RNA polymerase II-specific; protein dimerization activity; RNA polymerase II cis-regulatory region sequence-specific DNA binding. Bases 314 to 1126 code for a protein of 270 amino acids. The transcript has 6 exons. Gene Ontology annotation, biological process: regulation of transcription by RNA polymerase II. Lineage: Eukaryota; Metazoa; Chordata; Actinopteri; Cyprinodontiformes; Rivulidae.
UCAGAAUGUCACCAGACUUUGUUGUGUUUCGUACUCCUCCUGUUGUAUUGAUAAUGAGGAUUUAUUAUGGAGCAGUUGACAAUGGAUGCAAUGUGCAUGCGUUAGUGGGAGGGAUUAUCCACCAAGUAGGGCAAGUGGCUAAGGACUGCAAUUCCAUCCAGCCUAGUUCAUUUCAGUCAUCCGCUCAGUGCGCACACAGGACAAGGGGAGCAAUUUCAGCGCUGUGCGUUUGUCUGAAGCCCUGCCUCCAGUUUUAAAAGUAUAAAAAAAAGAAGAAAAAAAAAAAGCAAACAAGAAUAUAAAAAAAAUAACAAUGGUAAAGUAUACGCGACAGCACAGCGAGCUGAAACCCGAAGAGGUCCUGUCGGAGUCUGACGCGUCCAAGGAGGACCAGCACCAGGAGAUGUCCGACUAUUCUGCUUUAAGCGACGUUUUCUACUCCGAAUGUUCCGCAAUGGACCGAAUCGGCACGUUCAUGAGGAACGUGCAGGUGCUGCUGGACGCUGCCAGUUACAUUGAGAACGUCGAGAAGAGCAACGGAAAAUACGAGCAUGGCUAUGCUUCAGCAUACCCCGCGUCGCAGAUUGCACUUCAGCAGAAACAGCGUAAAUUGAAGAACAAAAAGCUGGAUAAUAUUCACAACAGGUCGGCACACAAUGAGUUGGAAAAGAACAGGCGAGCACAUCUCCGCCUGUGUUUGGAGAGGUUGAAGUCACUCAUCCCUCUGGGACCAAACUGCAGUCGGCACACCACACUGGGACUGCUCAACAAGGCCAAAACACACAUCAAGAAACUUGAAGAGGCGGAUCGAAGGAGCCAGCACCAACUGGACACUCUAGAGAGGGAGCAGAGGCAUCUGCAGAGGCAGCUAGCUCUGCUGCAGACUCACGGAGAGUGGGAGAGGGUCCGCACAGACAGCUUGGGCUCCCGUAUGGAUUCUGAUCGCUCAGAGUCUGACAGAGAGGACAUUGAAGUCGACGUGGAAAGCACCGAGUUCUCCCAUGGAGAAAUGGACAGUGUUAGCACCAGCGGCGCCAGUGACCUGGAUGACCAGAGCAGCCGGCAGAGCUCGGCCAGCGACGAGGGCUACUCCACUUGCAGUCUAAAACUGGCCUUCUCUGCUUAAAGCACCAGCCAAUAUUUUCCACUUAAGCUGCAAUCGUUUAUGGCUUUCACCUUUUAAAGUACCAGCUACUUUCUCCCCAAAUGGUUUAGUCGUCAAACCAGCCUCCUUCAUGAAACAUCUCCAUCCAAGAACCAGCCUCACGUUCAGCUUGGUCCAAAUUAACCUCGCCUCCCACCAAAAUUCACAACCAUUUCAAUAGCCUUUUUUUUUCUUUUUUACAUAGAUAAGGUUGGCUUAACAAGUCACCUGUCCCUUUACCUGUAAUCAGCUCAAAUCCACCAUGUUUUGUCCUGCUCCUGUAAAGGACCAUUAUUGCAUCAGUGUUAAACACUAAAGGGGGACACUCUCUAUUAAUCAAGUUGAUCCUCAGAAACCAGCAAAAUACACACUCACACACGACACCAGCUAAAAGCUCACCAUUGGGAACAUUUGCGCCAUAUGCCUUGUAAAGAUAAAUUUAAAAAAUAAAAAAGCCCUUUUUUCACUGGAAAAUGUAUCCAGAAAGCACUUCUUGUCAAAGUACAAGCCAGCAAGGGCUACAAUAUCUGCAUUCCAAAAGAUGCGAGACGUUUCUUUACCUUUCUGCUACAGGACCCACAACCAUCAACAAUUCAUGUGGCGUCCCUCUUCUUCAGAGAAACGGUUUAAUCAGAACAGGUGGAACGUAUAGUCCACCUUUUUUUUAAUUAAUAUAUUUUGCAUGAUUUUAUUUAUUUUUGAUAUAUUUAAUCGUACUUUAGUUGCGCCUUGAUCAUGCUUGAAUUAAAAGCAGAUAACCUUUUUUUGUUUUCAUUCAUUUUUAAAUGUCCACCGAACUUACUUGAUAUAAAAAUUCCCACUAAAACAUAUGUUGUGCUAUGAGUUGAAUAGUACUCAUUGUUUGGUUGGAUGCUUUCACACUGUGUGCAAAGUCACUGAGUUUAGUCAGUAAUAAGCUAUUUAGCACUUGUCCAAGCACAAAGCUCAAGCAAUAAUGUCUAGUUUAAUCAUAUCUGUGACGUUGACUGGAUUUAGUACGUUUCUGUCCGUCCUGCUCCAAAUAAAAGGAUUUCCUCUUGCUUCAGUAGUAGUAUCGGCUACUAAUAAUCAGCAGUGUACUGAUUGUAAUUGACUUAAAACACUAUGGUGCAUGUGUCUUGAAUGUAGCCUUUUUAAUUGUAUUGUGCUUUGGAUUGAUGAGUCAGUAAUGAUGUCUGUAGCAUGAAAAGUGUACGUUACAAAAAAAAA